This is a messenger RNA of Polypterus senegalus (gray bichir), 1946 nucleotides long. RefSeq names its product zinc finger protein 664-like. Gene Ontology annotation, biological process: regulation of transcription by RNA polymerase II. The record is from RefSeq and is a predicted model, not a curated record. The coding region runs from base 119 to 1333 and encodes 404 amino acids. Gene Ontology annotation, molecular function: DNA-binding transcription factor activity, RNA polymerase II-specific; RNA polymerase II cis-regulatory region sequence-specific DNA binding. NCBI's taxonomy places the organism in Eukaryota, Metazoa, Chordata, Cladistia, Polypteriformes, Polypteridae. The transcript is spliced from 3 exons.
CCUAUGCGACGGCUCCUUAAGCCACACUGCCACCGAUUCGCUUUGGAAACACUGUCAGAAGAGUGGCCGAGUUCAGAAAUAAUCUCAUCGGCAAGAGGCAGACAAGAUAAAGAAGAAGAUGCCAAAAAUUUAUCCAGCUGGCCAGAAGAUUUUAAAGAAAGAAUGUCAACGUGAAGAGGAUGUCAUUGAAAAGAGGAACAAAAGAAAGGGUAGGACUAACAUUCAGAGACCCGGCAAAAUUAUAAACCGUAUUAAGGUGAAAGACUGUAAUCCUCAAUAUAUGGACCCAGAUGAAGACUUAAACAGAUUGGGCUCCAGUUUGGGCAGACGCUGCUCCUUGAAGGACAGUAAUGCCCACAAGCCGUCAGAAUCCUCGAAGACUAACAAAGUGAGGCCCACGAAGAAAUUGUGUCCAAAUCAAACUGGAGAAGAUUUUCAAGAGAAUAACAACUUGUCCUCUCUUCAGGGUCGUCCACAAAUUAAACAACCUCAUAAGAAUAGGAAGAAAGUGGCAUCUGCAACAAAGAACUUGGUAACGGCCUCUCAGCAUCCUAAAUUUCAGCCCAUUGUGAAGCUAACAAGGAUCGAUGCCAUCAAAUCUCAAGGAGUGUACAAUCUAAAUCCAAUCCGCCAACAGUGUGUGGGAACAUUUAAAUACAAAUUGAAUUCCAAAGAUAAUGGAGGGAUUCGUGGAAGUGAGAAACCGUAUCACUGUCCUGAAGGUGGGAAACAAUUCUCAGAUAGUCACAUGCCUAAGAAACGCAGAGAAGAUAAUACAGGGAAGGAGCCAUACCACCGUUCUGAAUGUGUGAAGAACUUUUCAAAACACAGCCAUACCACAACUUCCAUUGUAGAGAAACCAUAUUUGACUAAAUGUGGCAACCUUCAGACACACAUGAUUGGUCAAGGAGGACUGGGUUUAUGCCGUUGUCCAACAUGUGGUAAACAUUUCUUUAAUAGGAGUAGUCUUCGCAGACACAAAAGAAUUCACAAUGGAGGGAAACCAUAUUGUUGUUCUGAAUGUGGCAAACGGUUCUCAAAAACAAGCAUUCAUCAGACACACAUGAGAGUGCACACAGGAGAACAGCCAUUUUCCUGUUUUGAAUGUGGCAAACGAUUUUCAGAUGGCAGUAAUCAUCGCAGGCAUUUAAGAGUUCACACUGGUGAGAAGCCCUAUUGCUGUCCCGAAUGUGGCAAAAGUUUUUCCGACACAAGCGGUCUUCUGCGUCAUGCAGGAGUCCACAAUAAAGACCGUCCUCAUGCCUGUUCUGAAUGUGGCAAGAAAUUCUCACGAAGAGACAGUCUUCGUAGACAUAUAAGAACACACAUUUGAUAAAGGCCAUACUCGUUUCCUGAUUGUGACAAGCUAUUCACCGAUAACAGCAGCCUUCAUAGGCACAACAGAAUUCAUUCUGGAUUAAGGCCAUAUUGUUGCUUUGAAUGUGGCAAGUGAUUCAAACAACUCUGCGGCCUUCAGUGACACGUAAGAACUCACACAGGAGAAAAGCCAUACCGUUGCUCUAAGUGUGGAAAAACAUUCAUACAGAAAACUCUUCAGUGACACAUGAAAAUUCAUGCUAAAAAGGCAAAGUCCAAAGAGACUGUAAAUAAAAAAAAGAAAAAUCAGAAAUAAUUCAGUCAGGUGUGGGAAGAAAAUUGGAAUUGCUUUGCUAGUUGGUUACACAGAAUGCAAUUAAAAAAAAGUUGCAGACUCAUUUAGGCAACGCUGCUUAUUAAUUUACUGUAAGUGGCUUUUGCACUAAUGACUACUGCACAUUCUACACUGGUCUACGUUACAAGUUCUAAUGUUAUUUAUCUUAUGUUAUACUUCAAUGCUCUUUUUAUAUUUUAUUGUACUGCGAAGUUGAGAGAAAAACAGUAUUUUGAUUCUCCUGUAUUUUCUGCACAUAUAGUGAAUUGACAAUAAAAGGCGAUUUGAUCUUUUC